Molecule: messenger RNA, 1914 nt
Organism: Candida tropicalis MYA-3404
Lineage: Eukaryota; Fungi; Ascomycota; Pichiomycetes; Serinales; Debaryomycetaceae
Gene: CIS2
Product: gamma-glutamyltransferase
Exons: 1
Coding region: 1-1914 (637 amino acids)
Biological process (GO): glutathione catabolic process
Cellular component (GO): plasma membrane; fungal-type vacuole
Molecular function (GO): glutathione gamma-glutamate hydrolase
Source: RefSeq, a predicted model, not a curated record
AUGAAAGUUGAUUCGUCUUUUACUAACCACAGCAGGUCAUAUAACAGAUCUAAGUUAUUCCGCUAUGGUUUAUUUUGUUGCUCAUUUAUCAUGUUAAUCAUUUAUUCCUUAUCAGCAAUUUACCCCAAUAAAUCACCAACAGACUCACCACUACUACUACAACAAAUUCCACAAGAUCUCACUAGAUCAGAUCCAUAUGUUGCAUUACAUGUUGAUACAAAUGAUGAUCCAUUAUCUGAUAAAAUAGGCCAACCAGAUUUGCAUCCAUCUUUGGAACAUCUUCAUACUGGACAAAAAGCAAUGGUUGCAAGUGAUGUUCCAAUCUGUUCAACCAUGGGUAAAAACAUUUUAUUACGUGGAGGUAAUGCUGCAGAUUCUGCGAUCACGGUUGCAUUAUGUAUUGGAUCAGUAAAUUCACAUAGUUCUGGAAUAGGAGGUGGUGGAUUUAUUAUUAGUAGAAAUAAAGGAAAUGUAAUCAGUUUAGAUGCUAGAGAAAUGGCUCCAAAAUUAGCUCGUAAACAUAUGUAUGGGAAACUGGAAGUGUUAUCAAAAAUCGGUGGAUUAAGUAUUGCUAUUCCGGGUGAACUUAAAGGUUUAGAUGAAUUAUUCAAAUUACAUGGGUCAGGAAACUUAACGUGGAAACAAUUGUUUGAACCUGUUAUCGAGUUAAAUAGAAAUGGGUUUAAAUGCCUGAAAGUAUUUGAAACUGUAUUAGCAAAAGAAUAUGAAUUAGUGUUACUGAAAGUUCCCAGCUUAAAAGAAACUUGGGAUUUCAUUUUCAAAGAAAAUGGAAAAUUAAAAACUGAAGGUGAUUGGAUUAAAAGACCAAAUUAUGCAAACACUUUAGAGAUGAUUGCUAAUAAUGGAAGUUCUGAUAUAUUCUAUGAUCCAAAUGGUCCAAUUGUGCAAUCUUUAGUUUCAACUAUUCAAAAUUGGGGUGGUAUAAUAACUCCAAAAGAUUUUGCCAGUUAUAAAGUGAAUUUGGAAUCUCCUUUAGUAUCAACAAUUGAUAAUUACACUUUUUACACUUCCAAUGGGGUAUCAUCUGGGUUGGCAUUAUUAUCAGGAUUGAACUUUUUCAAUAGAGUGUAUGACAGUUCGGAUAAUAAGUCUCUUAUCACUCAUAAACUCAUUGAAAGUUUCAAAUGGUUGAGUUCAAUUAGAACAAGGUUUGGCGAUAUUGAUAAUCGUCAAGAAUUGAUUGAUAAAUAUAGCAAUAAUUCCUGGAUUGAUGAAUUAUUAAAUAAUGGGAAAUAUUCAGAUAAUACUACCUUUCCAUGGCAACAUUAUGAUCCAAAAUAUGAAAUUGUUGAACCUCAAGGUACUUCACAUUUUUCAAUUAUUGAUGAAAAUGAUAAUUCAAUAUCAAUGACAACAACGAUUAAUUUAUUAUUUGGAUCAAUGAUUUAUGAUCCUAAUACAGGAAUUAUUUUAAAUGAUGAAAUGGAUGAUUUUUCAUUACCUAAUUUGAAUAAUGCAUUUAAUUUAACUCCAUCGAUUUAUAAUUUUAUUUACCCUGGUAAAAGACCAUUAAGUUCAACAGCACCAACUAUAAUAAUUAAUAAUUUUACAAAUUUAACUGACUUUUUAAUUGGUGCUGCUGGUGGAAGUAGAAUUACAAGUGCUGUCUUACAAGCAAUUAUUAGAAUUUAUUAUUUGAAUCAUGAUUUAAUUGAAACCAUAUCCUUCCCAAGAUUACAUCAUCAACUAAUUCCUGAAAGUAUAAUGGUUGAAAACAUCACUGUUUUAAAUGAAGCCCAUGAUGGAAUUGUUGAUUAUUUACAAGGAUUAAAUCAUACAUUUCUUGAAACAGGUGCAUUGACUGCAAUGAAUGGUAUCAAGAGGGCAAAAGAUGGUAUGUUACAUGGUGUUUCUGAUUGGUGGAGAAAACGGGGUGAAGCUGAUGGAUAUUAA